CCAUUCCCCGCCGCCCAUUCCCUCUCUUCUCCAUCUUCACACCCUCCCGACGUUCUUCUUCUCUGUUCUUCCGUUCAGGUACGAUUCUUCGUUAGCAAUCCUCUACUUAUUCGCAAUCAUGAACUCUUUCAAUAAUUAGAGAUAGUAGUUAUAUAAAGUAAAUUCUCGAGCUAGAAUCGACGGCCGAGAGACGAAUUCAACCUUUGUUUUGUAUACGAUUUUCAAAACAAUCAAAUGGGUAGGCUAGGAUCUACUGUAGAAAUUCCAGAAAGAAGACAUCGAUCUGAUCGAGAAAAUGGUACUCAUCGUUACUCUCCGGACUCCGAUGCUUCGCGUGGCGAUUACCGACGACGUCGUAGCCCUAGCUACGAAAGUUACGAUCGAUACAAUAAUCGUCGUCGAUCUGUUUCGCCUGGCUACGAGAAUGUUAGACGGAGCCCUAGGGCUGAUGGAGAUCAAAACGGUUUGCCCAAGAGAUUUGGGCGUGCUGGUGGCCGGGCGUAUCUUGAUAGGAAUGGGAGAGCGUCUGAUGAGUCGGAUUCGGAUGAGGAGUUGAAGGGGUUGAAUUAUGAGGAGUAUCGUAGGCUGAAGAGGCAGAAGCUUCGGAAGUCAUUGAAGCAUUGUAUUUGGAGAGUGACCCCUAGCCCACCGAGGAAUGGGAAUGAAGAGUAUGAGGAGAAAUAUGAUGACAUUUUGGAGAAAUAUGGCGGUGAUGGUGAUGGUGAUGGUGGAGAUAAAAGUGGGUUGAAUGAGAAAAAGCAACUUGAAGAGAAAUAUGUCUCUGAUAAAACUAAGAAUUCUGAUUCUGACUCUGAUUCUGAAUUAUCUGAUAGAAAAACGGAAAGGAGGAAAUCGAAGAGUUCAGGUUCCAGGCGAAGAAGUAGAAAAUCAUCUCCUAGUGAUUCAGAGUCGUACAGCAAUACGGAGAGUGAAAGUGAAAGUGAAUCAGAGGAAGAAAGUAGGAGGAGAAGAAAGAAAUCGAAGAGUCGGAGGAGCAGGAAACAUAAGAAUAUCAAGAGUAGUAAGAAGAAGAAGAGUAGGUACAGUGAUACAGAGGAUAGUGAAGAAUGCGAGACAGAUGAUUCUGAUGUCAGUGACCAUGUCAAGUCAAGAAAAAGGAGUCGUUCAAAGAGGUCCAAGAAUAGUAGGAAGAGGAGAUAUAGUGAUUCAGAUGAGAGUGAGGAUAGUGAAGGCGAAAAGUUGAGGAAGCGGAAGAGCUCUUUGACUUCGUCGAAAUCCAGGAGCAAGAGAAAAAGACAGUCAGAAACGGAGAGUAAGAGUUGCUCUUCUGCUGAGGAGAAUUCUGGUUCUGAAGACAUUGAUGAUAAGAGUAAAUCAAUGGUUGAUGGAGAGAAAAUGGCCGAGAUUAAUGCUGCUGAAGCUCUAAAAAUAAAGGAAAUUUUGGAGGCACAAAAGAAACCUGCAUUUGAUAAUGAGAUGCCGGUUGGACCAAUGCCACUGCCAAGAGCUGAGGGCCAUAUUAGCUAUGGUGGUGCUCUUAGGCCUGGAGAAGGUGAUGCCAUUGCACAGUACGUUCAGCAAGGGAAACGUAUUCCACGGCGUGGUGAAGUGGGUCUUUCUGCUGAGGAAAUUCAGACCUUUGAGACGCUUGGUUAUGUGAUGAGCGGUAGCAGGCAUCAGAGAAUGAAUGCUAUCCGUAUUAGAAAAGAAAACCAAGUUUACAGUGCUGAAGAUAAGAGAGCUCUUGCAAUGUAUAACUAUGAAGAAAAAGCAAAACGGGAGCGGAAGGUGAUGGAUGAUCUUCAGCGGCUUGUUCAGCGCCACAUUGGUCAUGAUGUUGGCCCUUCACAUGAUCCUUUUGCUGCUUAACCUCAUUUGGCACCAUGUUGAAAUGAGAUGUGUAUGUAAUCUUUCUUAGUGUAUGAAGAACAUAUUCAUUCAUACAAGAAUAUAUGAAUUACUGCUAUGUUCUUUGACAUAUGUUGCAGAGAUCCCUUUUAUCUUAUUAAUCUUAUAAGGUUGUAUUUA
Cucumis melo (muskmelon) is the source of this 1989-nucleotide messenger RNA. RefSeq lists its product as uncharacterized. The transcript has a single exon. Gene Ontology annotation, biological process: regulation of gene expression. The record is from RefSeq and is a predicted model, not a curated record. Gene Ontology annotation, molecular function: chromatin binding. Gene Ontology annotation, cellular component: nucleus. NCBI's taxonomy places the organism in Eukaryota, Viridiplantae, Streptophyta, Magnoliopsida, Cucurbitales, Cucurbitaceae. The coding region runs from base 235 to 1830 and encodes 531 amino acids.